AUGCUAGUUGAGGUUCCUGUCAAGGUAUCAAAGCCAAGAUGUGCCCGAAUCACCGAUAUAUACAACAGGGUCAUUGAAGGAAAGCUUCUGUCUACAGAUCCACCCAACUCAGCGGAGACUGGCUUGCGUUCGUCGGAAUACCCCACCACGUUAUCUAUCAUCGAAGACUUAGCUAGGAAGGCUGAGGUUGUUGAGAUUGAUCCAGAAGUCUCUAACAAUGACGAUGAGGACCCUGGCAAUGUAAAAAAUUAG
Botrytis sinoallii is the source of this 252-nucleotide messenger RNA. RefSeq lists its product as uncharacterized. The transcript is spliced from 4 exons. NCBI's taxonomy places the organism in Eukaryota, Fungi, Ascomycota, Leotiomycetes, Helotiales, Sclerotiniaceae. The record is from RefSeq and is a predicted model, not a curated record. Bases 1 to 252 code for a protein of 83 amino acids.